This is a messenger RNA of Zeugodacus cucurbitae (melon fly), 1101 nucleotides long. It is a transcript of the gene Rrp4, whose product is annotated as exosome complex component RRP4. Gene Ontology annotation, biological process: poly(A)-dependent snoRNA 3'-end processing; TRAMP-dependent tRNA surveillance pathway; U4 snRNA 3'-end processing. The record is from RefSeq and is a predicted model, not a curated record. The transcript has a single exon. Lineage: Eukaryota; Metazoa; Arthropoda; Insecta; Diptera; Tephritidae. Gene Ontology annotation, molecular function: RNA binding. Bases 129 to 1025 code for a protein of 298 amino acids. Gene Ontology annotation, cellular component: nuclear exosome (RNase complex); cytoplasmic exosome (RNase complex).
AAAUAUUUAGCUAUCUGGCAACUACGAAUUUCCGAUUUGCGCGUGUUGCUUUUGUUUACCGCUUACUUUUUUUAGCUUACUAAUAAAUAUUUGUAUUUUAUUAAUUAGUAACUUUAAGAUUUUAAAUAAUGACUACAAACGUUAACAUACGCCUUGCUAUUGAUCGUGUCAAUAUGGGUUUGCUGGCACAAAACCAGACACGGGCACCGCGUCUUUACACACCCGGCGAAGUGGUCACUGGUCAGUUUGGUUUCAUGAAGGGCCAUGGCACCUAUGUUGAAGGUGAAGACAUUAAAGCCUCCGUGGCUGGUGUGAUGGAACAGGUGAACAAGCUAAUUUCAAUAAAACCACUUAAGAGCCGUUAUGUGGGCGAAAUUGGCGAUGUUGUGGUUGCGCGUAUUACUGAGGUACAACAACGACGUUGGAAGGUGGAUACGAACUCACGUUUGGAUUCCGUACUGCAGUUGUCUUCCGUAAAUUUACCAGGCGGUGAAUUGCGUCGAAGAGGCGUGGAAGAUGAACAAAUGAUGCGUAAAUAUUUGCAAGAAGGUGAUCUUAUAUCGGCAGAGGUGCAGAAUAUCUUUGACGAAGGCACGUUAUCACUUUACACACGCAGUUUGAAAUAUGGCAAACUAUCACAAGGAGUGCUUGUUAAAGUAUUUCCUUCGUUGGUUAAGCGACGUAAGACGCAUUUCCAUAACUUGACAUGUGGUGCCUCAAUAAUUCUCGGCAACAAUGGUUUUAUCUGGAUAUCACCGACUGUGAAUAAUGAAGCUGAUGGCGGUGACGGUGGCUAUGCACAGAAUUUGAGUGAAGUAAUACCGCGUGCAGACCGUGAAGUGAUUGCACGUCUUCGAAAUUGCAUUCUAGCUUUGGCGCACUGUAAAAUGAUGCUCUAUGAUACGAGCAUUCUGUACGCCUAUGAGGAGUCUAUGAAAUACGAAGUGCAUGAAUUGCUGCAGCAGGAGGCUAUAUUUGAUGUGGCAUUCCUAACGCAACAUCGUUUGCGUUUACAGGAAGAAUGAGUGUGAAUAUUAAGGUGGGUGACAAACUGUAAAAUUACGUUAAACACAUACAAAUAAAUGACAAUUUUAUUAUAAA